Messenger RNA from Lindgomyces ingoldianus, 1137 nucleotides. RefSeq lists its product as uncharacterized. Lineage: Eukaryota; Fungi; Ascomycota; Dothideomycetes; Pleosporales; Lindgomycetaceae. The transcript is spliced from 5 exons. Gene Ontology annotation, molecular function: oxidoreductase activity. The record is from RefSeq and is a predicted model, not a curated record. The coding region runs from base 64 to 921 and encodes 285 amino acids.
GCUUCUUCCACUUUUUUUUUGCUCACUCAGUGCUCUGGCUUAUAAGAUAAUCGUUCGCUGAAUAUGGGUUCUAUCGCAACUACUCUUGAAUUCCUGCUCGAUCUACCACUUUACAAGACAGAGGCGCCAUAUCAGGUUAUUCCAUCCCCUGACUAUCCAAAUAUCAACCCCGCACACUUGUCGAAUAUAAAGCUUCACAGCCGAGACGUUUUGAUACGGGAUCUGAGAGAAGAAGGCGAAAACUUCUCGCUCGACGUUGCUGGUUUUGAGAUUCUUCACGACGAACCCAAGAACCUAACGUUCGACAAGCUUCCAUCACUUGAAGCCUAUGGGAAAGAGACUGAGGCAUUGCUUUCGAAACAUUUUGGGGCAGUAUACGUCAAAUGCUGGAAUCAGACGCUUAGGAGAAGUGGGGGCUACGACUCUAAGACUGUGGAUAUCAAUGAUCCAAUGCUGGUACAGACCUUGCCCCGUGGUGUCCAUGAUAGCACAUUUGAGUCUUCACCACCUGUCAUUGAGUCAUAUUUGAGCGAGGAUGACAAAAGUCGAUACUUGAAACCUGGCUACCGUAUUCGAAUCGUAAAUACUUGGAGACCUCUCAAUGACAAAGUGGAAGACAGGCCACUAGCCAUGUGCGACUACCGUUCAGUAAACGGAAAUGCCUUGGUUGCGACAGAUCGCAUAUUUCCCCAUCAACGACAGCAGAACUAUCUGGUACAGCACAACAAGGAGCAACGUUUUUACUACCUCUCAAACCAAACACCAUCAGAGCUGACUCUGAUGGUAAUGUUUGACACUCAGGCAAAUGGCAAUGCAAGAUACUGCCCUCAUGCUUCGUUUCACAACCCACUUGCACCUCAGACAGCUGCUCGUCGCAGGAGCAUUGAAACUCGUUCCACGGUUAUAACUGAGGCUAAGUAGAUACUGGCGGUUUUCCUACAGAUAAUUUAUCUCCAUGCUUGGGAAGCAUUACAUGCGAGAUAUAUCAAUUUGAUUGGGGUCUGGUUCAGCUACGGCCAUGAGAUUAGUAUACGGGUUCAAUGAUUGCGCUUUACGUGAUAUUAGGUUGUUUUCAGAUUUCGUGGCUUCCUGUAUUAUAUAUGUAACAUAGAAGUUUGGUUUGGCAUAAAACUAGAC